Messenger RNA from Helobdella robusta, 1966 nucleotides. RefSeq lists its product as hypothetical. Lineage: Eukaryota; Metazoa; Annelida; Clitellata; Rhynchobdellida; Glossiphoniidae. Gene Ontology annotation, molecular function: ATP-dependent protein folding chaperone; ATP hydrolysis activity; ATP binding. Gene Ontology annotation, biological process: protein folding. The record is from RefSeq and is a predicted model, not a curated record. The transcript is spliced from 13 exons. Bases 76 to 1701 code for a protein of 541 amino acids. Gene Ontology annotation, cellular component: chaperonin-containing T-complex.
UUUUUUGGGAUCUAGGAUUUCAGUUUUAGUCGUUUGAUUUGUCUUUUUUCUAGAUAAAACAUCUCCAGUAAAAAAAUGCAAGCCCCAAUAAUUUUGUUGAAAGAGGGAACUGACACUUCCCAGGGGAAACCUCAACUGAUCAGCAACAUAAAUGCAUGUCAGGCGAUUGUUGAUGCUGUUAGGACAACUCUUGGACCCAGAGGAAUGGACAAGCUCAUUGUAGAUAACCAUGGCAAAGCCACUAUUUCAAACGAUGGGGCCACAAUAAUGAAGUUGUUGGAUGUAAUUCACCCAGCAGCUCAGACACUUGUAGAAAUUGCAAAGUCUCAGGAUGCUGAGGUAGGUGAUGGAACCACCAGUGUAGUUCUGUUAGCUGGAGAGUUUCUGAAAUUGAGCAAGUCAUUUGUGGAGGAGGGGGUCCACCCACAGAUCAUCAUCAGGGCAUUCAGGAGGGCCUCGUUACUUGCUUGUCAGAAAAUUAAAGACAUUGCAGUUCACAUCAAAGACUCAGAUAGCAAAAACCACAGACAACUGUUGAAGAGGUGUGCCUCAACAGCACUCAGCUCGAAACUCGUUGCUCACCAAAAAGAUUUCUUUGCCAACAUGGUCGUUGAUGCUGUUAUGUCAUUGGAUGAACUACUUUCCCUUGAUAUGAUUGGCAUCAAGAAGGUGACUGGCGGUGCACUUGAGGACUCUCAGCUGAUAGAAGGUGUCGCCUUCAAGAAGACAUUCAGUUAUGCAGGUUUUGAGAUGCAGCCCAAGAAGUAUGUCAAGCCAAAAAUUGCUCUCCUCAACAUCGAGUUGGAACUGAAGGCUGAGAAGGAUAACGCUGAAGUCAGAGUUGAGUCUGUCGAGGAGUACCAGGCAGUCGUUGAUGCAGAAUGGAGCAUCUUGUAUGACAAACUUGAGAAGUUGUACAUGUCAGGAGCAAAAGUUGUUCUGUCAAAGUUGCCCAUUGGUGAUGUAGCUACUCAGUAUUUUGCUGACCGAGACAUGUUUUGUGCUGGUCGUGUAACGGAGGAGGAUUUGAAAAGAACCAUGCAAGCCUGUGGUGGCUCCAUUCAAUCUACUGUCUCAUCACUCACUGAAGAAGUUCUAGGGAUGUGUGAGCUCUUUGAAGAAAGACAAGUUGGAGGAGAUCGUUACAAUCUGUUUACUGGUUGUCCAAAAGCCAGAACAUGCACCCUGAUUUUGAGAGGAGGAGCAGAACAAUUCAUUGAGGAGACUGAAAGAAGUCUGCACGAUGCCAUCAUGAUUGUCAGGAGAACCAUCAAAAAUGAUGCCGUUGUGGCAGGUGGUGGUGCCAUUGAGAUGGAACUCAGUAAAUAUCUUCGUGAUUACUCCAGAAGUGUACCAGGCAAGGAACAACUUUUGAUCAAUUGCAUGGCGAAGGCUCUUGAAGUAAUACCAAGACAGCUGUGUGACAAUGCAGGGUUCGACGCCACCAACGUACUCAACAAGCUGAGACAGAAGCAUGCACAGGGUGGCAAGUGGUACGGCGUGGACAUUAACAGCGAAGGUAUAACAGACAAUUUUGAAGCUUGUGUAUGGGAGCCAGCAGUUGUCAAGAUCAAUGCACUGACUGCUGCCUCCGAGGCUGCCUGCCUAAUCCUAUCAGUCGAUGAAACUAUCAAGAAUCCUAAAUCAACUGUAGAGGACGCAUCAGGGGGUCAAGGGAUGGGCGGAGGAAGACCAUUUUAAAUAAAUAUUGAUGUGUAUUUAUUUAAUGACAUGCAUUACGUAUUUAUUCUGUUUGUCAGUGGGUCGAAAUUUUAAGGAUUUGCUACCGUUUGUUUUUAUCUGUUAAAAAUAUUUAAAGAUAAAUUAUCAAAAUUACGAUAUAUAAUUACAAUGCUAGCAAUUUGUCUGUUUUGUCCGUCAUGCUAUCUCAAUUUUUUUAUAGACGUUUGCUUUUACGACUAGGUCACUUAUCUGAUGCAGCAAUAAAAUUCUGCUGUGUUGUUUC